CCUCCAUAAGCUCUGCAACAAGAAAUUUUAUUAAUCCUCAAUUAAAUAAAUGAAUUGAUUCUGGGCAAUUUGCUCAUUCAUUUGGAUUAAUACCAGACAAGACAGAAAAUUUGUAGCUUUGUCCAUUUUAGGGCAUAAAGAAAAGAUUCCCGGAUACCCCUAUUGGGCUCGGACAGAGACGCAUCUUCAUGUCAGCCACAGAACCACCUUCAUUCCAAGAAGCAGCGCGAUGUGUUGUCUGCAAUUGCAGUUUCAACACUUUCAGGAGACGGCAUCACUGUCGAUCCUGUGGGAGAACUUUGUGCAAUGAACAUUCAUCAAAUCAAAUGGCUUUACCUCAAUUUGGCAUUUACUCAAGUGUUCGAGUAUGUGCUGAUUGUUUCAACAAUUCAAGGUCUGGGAAUGGUGUAAGACAGGCUUCUUCGGGUGGAGUGAACAGCAUAACGGAUACAAUUUCUAAAAUAGAUAUCGAUGCCAAUGAUGAUCCAAAAGCCAUUCCUACUGCAGGGAGUACACUUGCAUUGGGCAUUAAAGAGUGUAUGUGUGGAAUGCCUCUUUGCAUUUGUGAGUCUGAGGCUCCCACACCUUCCUCUUCUGCACAACCUCGGCAGAUAUCCUCUCCGGCUAUUACCUCUGAAUCAAAUCCUAAACCUAAGAAGGCAGAUACUGCUCCAAAAAAUAGAAGCUCCAGUUCAUCUAGCAAGUUUAGUUCUGCUUUUGGUCAUGUAACCAAUGGGACAUCGGAGAGAAGCCAGACCGAUUAUGGAGCCAAUGGAGAGGGUGUAAGAGAAGCAAUAAAAAAUGGUGACGUAGCUGCUGUCAAGAAACUUCUUGAUGAGGGUGUGGAUGCAAAUUACAGGGACAAGCAAGGGCUAUCGUUACUGCAUUUGGCUGCGGUCUUCAAUCAAACUGAUAUAGUUUUCAUUCUCAUGGAUUCGGGUGCGAGCCUGGAGUACAAAAAUGCACAAGGAGAAACACCUUUAGAUUGUGCACCAGCUACCUUACAGUACAAAAUGCGAAAGAAGAUAGAAGACAGUGGAACAAUGAACCAAAGCCUUUGAAUAAUCUGUUGCUUGUAUUCGUAAUCUUCUUAUUCGGUGCACCAACAGAGCUUGAACUAUUACCAGUGUCAAAGAACAAAAGAAUAUUGUGUGUUCCAGAGUAAAAAUCUUCUGCUUCAAUGUAACGUGAUCGAAUCGGAUUUAAAUUCAUCAGAUUGAGGAUGCAGUCCUGUAUAAGACACAUCUUUGUUCAGCUACCCAACAUAGGGAGUAGUUUUGAGUUUGUAAACAUGUGAGGUAUGACAUAAGAGCAUCUUUUAUUAUAUGCGUGUUACUUACAGUGAAAGGCAAUGAAUUAUGAAUGGCGAAUUCAAUUGCUACCACUGUUAUUUUGGGUGGAGUAUAAUUUGUCUCUUAA
Messenger RNA from Arachis stenosperma, 1419 nucleotides. Its product is annotated as vacuolar protein sorting-associated protein 27. NCBI's taxonomy places the organism in Eukaryota, Viridiplantae, Streptophyta, Magnoliopsida, Fabales, Fabaceae. Gene Ontology annotation, cellular component: ESCRT-0 complex. The transcript has 10 exons. Gene Ontology annotation, biological process: protein transport to vacuole involved in ubiquitin-dependent protein catabolic process via the multivesicular body sorting pathway; protein targeting to vacuole. Gene Ontology annotation, molecular function: phosphatidylinositol-3-phosphate binding; ubiquitin binding; metal ion binding. The record is from RefSeq and is a predicted model, not a curated record. Bases 189 to 1061 code for a protein of 290 amino acids.